Cutaneotrichosporon cavernicola is the source of this 1539-nucleotide messenger RNA. RefSeq lists its product as uncharacterized. The record is from RefSeq and is a predicted model, not a curated record. Gene Ontology annotation, molecular function: aldehyde dehydrogenase (NAD+) activity. Lineage: Eukaryota; Fungi; Basidiomycota; Tremellomycetes; Trichosporonales; Trichosporonaceae. The transcript has 2 exons. Bases 1 to 1539 code for a protein of 512 amino acids.
AUGGCAAAGGUCCUUGAGUCAGCCACCUUCACGCUCGGCAACGGCAAGCAGGCCAAGAUCCCCAUCGGCCAGUUCAUCAACAAUGAGUUUGUCGAGUCAGCAUCCGGCAAGCGUAUGGACGUCUACAACCCCGCCACUGGCAAGGUGAUCGGCCAGGUGUCAGAGGCCGACGCCGAGGAUGUCGACCUCGCCGUCAAGGCUGCCCGUGCCGCAUACGAGAAGAACAACCGCCAGUGGGGCUUCAUGAUGCACGCACAGCGCGGAGCCAUGCUCAACAAGCUCGCCGACAUUAUCGAGGCCAACCAGGAGGAGCUCGCUGCUAUCGAGGCCACCGACACAGGCAAGCUCUACAGGGACGCGUACUCGAAGGACAUUGCUGGUGUCGUCGCGACUCUCCGCUACUUUGCUGGUUUUGCUGACAAGAUCACCGGGAAGACGUACAACGUCAUCCCUGGCCUCCACGCGUACUCCAAAUACGAGCCCAUUGGCGUGUGUGGCCAGAUCAUCCCUUGGAACUUCCCCGCCGCCAUGUUCUCGUGGAAGAUUGGCCCGGCGCUCGCGACCGGUAACGCCAUCGUCAUCAAGUCGGCCGAGACCACUCCCCUCUCGGCCCUCAAGAUGUGCGAGUACAUCAGGGAGGCUGGCUUCCCUCCCGGCAUUGUCAACCUGAUCACCGGCCGCGGUCCCACCGCCGGCCAGGCUAUCGCCGACCACAUGGACGUCGACAAGAUUGCGUUCACUGGCUCGGGCCCCAUCGGCCGCAAGAUCAUGGAGACUUCCGCCAAGACCAACCUCAAGCGUGUCACCCUCGAGCUCGGCGGCAAGUCCCCCAACAUCAUCUUUGACGACGCCAAGAGCGCCAAGGACGCCGCCGAGUGGGCUUUCUUCGGUAUCCAGAUGAACAUGGGCCAGGUGUGCACGGCCGGCUCGCGCAUCCUCGUCCAGGAGGGUAUCGCGGAGGAGUUCACCAAGGAGUUUGUCAAGCUCAUGGAGGGCGUCAAGGUCGGUGACCCGUUCGACGACAACACGACCCAGGGUCCCCUCAACUCGAGCAUGCACUUUGACCGCGUGUACGGGUGGGUCCAGACCGGGUGCAAGGAGGGUGCCGGCACGCCCGUCUGUGGCAAGGACAUGCGCGAGCAGCUCGGCGGCGGCUACUACAUCUCCCCCACAGUCUUUACCAACCUCAAGCAGGACAGCCAGAUUCUGAGCAACGAGGUGUUCGGGCCCGUCGUCUCGAUCCAGACGUUCAAGACUGAGGCGGACGCCAUCGCCGAGGCUAACCGGACUACUUACGGCCUUGCCUCAGCCGUCUUCUCAUCCAACCACGAGCGGCUGCUUCGCAUGAACGAGGCCAUUCGCGCCGGCACCGUCUGGAACAACGUCUACAACUUUGCUCACUUUGGCGUUCCCUUUGGCGGCUUCAAGCAGUCGGGUAUCGGCCGCGAGAACUCGGAGGCUGCCCUCUACAACUACCUCGAGACCAAGUCGGUCAUCUCGAACAUGGGCUACGUGCGCUCGCCCAUGGCCAACCUGUAA